This is a messenger RNA of Scylla paramamosain (green mud crab), 2269 nucleotides long. RefSeq names its product galactosylgalactosylxylosylprotein 3-beta-glucuronosyltransferase P-like. Gene Ontology annotation, cellular component: Golgi membrane. The record is from RefSeq and is a predicted model, not a curated record. Lineage: Eukaryota; Metazoa; Arthropoda; Malacostraca; Decapoda; Portunidae. Gene Ontology annotation, biological process: carbohydrate metabolic process; chondroitin sulfate proteoglycan biosynthetic process. Gene Ontology annotation, molecular function: galactosylgalactosylxylosylprotein 3-beta-glucuronosyltransferase activity. The transcript is spliced from 6 exons. The coding region runs from base 479 to 1552 and encodes 357 amino acids.
AUUGUCUGUGGUGUUCUCAAGGGCGUUUUCAUGAACCUGAGAAUUCAGCAAGAAUCACAGGUCGGGAAGACACCCACGACAACCUGGCUGAUGAUUAUCGUGGCCUUUGAGAACAAACCAUUAGAGUGAGCAGAGCCUUGGAAAAACACACACACACACACACACACACACACACACACACACACACAGGUACCGUGCAAACAAAACUGUGGGCAGAACUCAGUGAGCAGUGACCAACCAGACAUACCCGCUUCCCCCAGUAGGAGCAUCUAGUGAGAUCUGACAACUGUUAUCCUGCCGCGGUGUGUGUGACGGUGUGAUUGUGAGUGAGUGUGAGUCAGUCAGUCCGGCUGAGGGAGCAUCACUGGCUGAGGAAAGAGAAGCAGGGUCAGAUGAUAGAAACAAUGUGUUCAUACACCGUGAAACCUAGACACUGAUAUCUCUUCCACUACUGCGUUCUCCUCGCUCAUGUAAGAGAAUGAUUCGCUUCAAGUCUCGCGUGUUGGGCGUGAUGGUGGUGAGCGUCGCGGCCACCACGCUUCUGUUGCUCCUCUUCGGCUCCACGCUAAGGCUGCCCCCUGCACCAGCCAACAUGAGCUUCCUACGAGUGCCCCUCAGAGCUCUCAAUGACUUUCAGCAACAACAACAACGGCAACAGCAGCAGCAGCAACAUCCCAACGCCUUCUCCUCUUCUGCCAACGCUCAGGAGAGCUGUACUAGUGGCGGCGCACAGCGGGUAGAGGGACUGCCACCUCUGUACAUCAUCACGCCAACCUACCCGAGAGCGGAGCAGAUACCGGAGAUCACCAGAACGGCUCAGACACUGUUAAAUGUGGCUAACGUGGUGUGGCUAGUCAGUGAGGACGCUCCAGCACCCACGCCUGCUCUCACGUCUUACCUCAACGAGUCUUCCCUCAACACAGUCUAUCUAAGAGCCCAAAUGCCCGCCAAAUACAUGAAGGCGAAGAACAAACCUAGAGGAGUAGCGAACAGGCUGGCUGGGCUGAAUUGGGUCAGAGCGAAUGCAAAGGAAGGCGUGCUGUACUUCGCUGAUGACGAUAACACCUACGACCUCCGCAUCUUUGAGCAGAUGCGGUGGACCAAGAAAGUGUCAAUGUUCCCUGUGGGUCUCGUCACAAAGCUGGGCGUGUCCACUCCUAUAGUUAGACUCGGCAAGGUUGUUGGAUUCUACGACGGCUGGAUCGCUAAUAGGAAGUUCCCAGUGGACAUGGCGGGCUUCGCAGUGUCGGUGCCCUUCCUGCUGACUCGCCCUAACGCCACAAUGCCUUUCACUGUAGGCUACGAAGAGGACGGCUUUAUCAAGAGUCUCGGUAUUACAUCAGCUGAUAUCGAACCUCUUGCUUUCAACUGUACCAAAAUCUGGGUUUGGCACACGCAAACCAAAAAGAACACCGCGGCAGUCCCCAUAGCGCAGAACAACAUCACUAUGGGCACUAAUCUGGACGUGAUCAAGGGCUUGUUGUGGAAGGACCCGAAGGGCACCGCCACAACCACCACGAAGAAGAAGGAGACCAAGAAGAAGAAAAGCUGAGAAUGAAUGAAUGAUGGCGAGGAGAAGAUGGAGAUGCAAGAAACUUAAAAGUUAGAAGAUAAAAUAAGAGCAAGGAGAGAUAGAUAGGUCGUUAGACUAAUAGAGAUAGAUAGGUUGUUAGACAGAUAGAUAUAGAUAGAUAGAGGAAUUGAUAGUGAUGGAAGGGUCGAGAGAAGAAAUAGUAUUGUGAUCUUGUGAUAACGAACCACACACACACACACACACACAUACACACACACACACACACACACACACACACAUACACACACACAUACACACACACACACACACUUCUUACAUAUAUAAAUGUUCAUCCUGUACAUAAUUAUCAAAUCUCAAACACUUGUUACGAAUUCUUGUUGUUGUUGUUUUUAUUUUUCCUUGUCAGAAACGUACAUAAAGCCAAUACCACGCCUCGCAAGAGUGCAAGAUCAUGUAUAGUGACGGGUAUAUUGAAGUUACGGUGACUUUUUUCUCCGUUCCGUGGAGCGGUGGGCAAGUGGCGCCAUGCUGAAGUAGCGGGCAUGGUUCUUAAUAAUUAAGCCUUGUCGCUCUGUAAAAAAAAACUGUGUAUGAUAUUCUUUAUGUAUUAUUAUUAUUGUUGUUAUUGUUUUUAUUAUUAUUAUUAUUAUUAUUAUUAUUAUUAUUAUUACUAUUAUUAUUAUUAUUAUUAUUAAAGUAUUGCUAUGAUGAUAAUGUAUUAAACGAGAAUCUCUC